AACAGCUCAGUGACUUUCAACGUGACACCAUCAUAGAAUGCCACCUUUCCAACAAGUCAGUCAAAUUUCUGCCCUGCUAGAGCUGCCCCGGUCAACUGUAAGUGCUGUUAUUGUGAAGUGGUAGGCCACACAAACUCACAGAACGGGACCGCGUAGCACGUAAAAGUCUGUGCUCGGUUGCACCGCUCAGUCCGAGUUCCAAACUGGCUCUGGAAGCAACAUCAGUACAAUAACUGUUCAUCGGGAGCUUCAUGAAAUGGUUUUCUAUGGUGGAGCAGCCGCACACAAGCAUAAGAUCACCAUGCACAAUGCCCUGUGUCAGCUGAAGUGGUGUAAAGCUCGCUGCCAUUGGACUCUAGAGAAGUGUAAACAAUGAACCACACUUCACCAUCUGGCAGUCUGACUGACACAUCUGGGUUUGUCGGAUGCCAGAACAACGCUACCUGCCCGAAUGCAUAGUGCUAACUGUAAAGGUUGGUGGAGGAGCAAUAAUGGUCUGGGGCUGUUUUUCAUGGUUUGGGCUAGGCUCCCUAGUUCCAGUGAAGGGAAUUCUUAAUUCUUACUAUACUGCCUCCUGGGGAGCACCCAUAUCCUGGGAACAGGCUGACCCUGUCACUUCUUUGCGUAAGGUGGGCCAGGACUCCACGGUGCUUCUCAUCUGCAUCACAGUGUUCCUGUCUUACCUGCCUGAGGCAGGACAGUACUCCAGCUUCUUCUUCUAUCUUAGACAAGUGAUAAGGUUCAGGUCAGAGACAGUUGCAGCCUUCAUCGCUGUGGUGGGCAUCCUCUCCAUCGUGGCUCAGACGGUGGUUCUCGGGAUCCUGAUGCGCUCCAUAGCGAAUAAGAACACCAUCCUACUGGGCCUGGGCUUCCAGAUAUUACAGCUGGCCUGGUACGGUUUCGGAUCACAACCAUGGAUGAUGUGGGCAGCAGUAGCGGUAGCGGCCAUGUCUAGCAUCACCUUCCCAGCUAUUAGUGCCAUCCUGUCUCGCAACGCAGACUCAGACCAGCAGGAUGUGGUCCAGGGGAUGAUAACAGGUAUCCGUGGUCUGUGUAACGGUCUGGGCCCAGCAUUCUAUGGUUUCAUCUUCUAUCUGUUCCACAUGGAGCUGACUGAUCUGGACGCAGUAGACAGCCCUGGGAAAGAACCCAAGCCCAAAAUGGCCAACCCCACAGAUGAGAUCCAGAUGACAACCUGCACAUGCCCCGAGGGUUGAAGGUCUGCCAACUUCCUUUUGAUCACAAGUUUUAUUUGGAGAAAUAUCCAAUAAACCAAAGACAUUGCUUUAACUGUGAAUGUACUUUAUUGCAUAUUAUAUUAUUACAUUUUCCUCAAAUAAAAUGGAACAUAUAUAACGUGUUUAUUUUAUUUAUUUACAUUGGGCCUGUGAGAGUCAUGUUUUGUAACUCAGACAAAAGCACACAAUUUCCCCACAAACUAUCCACAUAUGAAAUGGAGCGUACAUAAAAUAAACAACUAAUUACAAUGUAUUUACAGUGCAUUCGGAAAGUUAUACCUUUAUUCUAAAUUUGAUUAAAUUAAAACAUUCUAAAAUUGAUUCAAUUAAAACAUUUCCUCAUCAAUCUACACACUACCCCAUAAUGACAACGUGAAAACAGGUUUUUAGAAAUGUUUGUGAAUUUAUUCCCCAAAAAAAUACAGGUAUCUUAUUUAAAUAAGUAUUCAGAGCAUUUGCUAUGAGACUAAAAAUUGAGCUCCGGUGCACCAUGUUUCCAUUCAUCAUCCCUGAGAUUUUUCUACAACUUGAUUGGAGUCCACCUGUGGUAAAUUCAAUUGAUUGGACACAAUUUGGAAAGGCACACAUCUGUCUAUAUAAGCUCCCACAGAUGACAGUGCAUGUCAGAGCAAAAACCAAGCCAGGAGGUCGAAGGAAUUGUCCGUAGAGUGCUGAGACAGGAUUGUGUCGAGGCACAGAUAUUGGGAAGGGUACCAACACAUGUGUGUGGCAUUGAAGGGCCUCAAGAACACAGUGGCCUCCAUCAUUCUUAAAUGGAACCACCAAGACUCUUCCUAGAGCUUGCCGCCGGCCAAAUUGAGCAAUCGGUUGAGAAGGGCUUUGGUCAGGGAGGUGACCAAGAAACCGAUGGUCCCGCUGACAGAGCUCCAGAGUAACUCUGUGGAGAUGGGAGAACCUUCCAGAAGGACAACCAUCUCUGCCACUCUCCACCAAUCAGGCCUUUAUCAUAGAGUGGGUAGACGGAAGCCACUCCUCAGUAAAAGGCACAUGACAGACCGCUUGGGGUUUGCCAAAAGGCACCUAAAGGACUCAGACCAUGACUCAGACCAUGAGGCACCUAAAGGACUCAGACCAUGAGAAACCAAGAUUGAACUCUUUGGCCUGAAUGUCAAGCAUCACGUCUGGAGGAAACCUGGCACCAUCUGUUCUGCUCCUGAGGCAGUUAACCCUCUGUUCCCUGGACGACUAAGAUGUGGAUGGCAGCCCCCCGCACCUCUCUGAUUCAGAGGUUAAAUGCGGAAGACACAUUUCAGUUGAAUGCAUUCAGCUGUACUCCUGACUAAGUAUGCCCCUUUCCCUACGGUGAAGCAUGGUGGUGGUAGCAUCAUGCUGUGGAGAUGUUUUUCAGAGGCAGGAUCUGAGACUAGUCAGGAUUGAGGGAAAGAUGAACGGAGCAAAGUACAGAGAGAUCCUUGAUGAAAACCUGCUCCAGAGCUCUCAGGACCUCAGACUGGGGCGAAGGUUCACCUUCCAACAGGACAACGACCCUAGGCACACAGCCAAGACAAUGGAUGUCCUUGAAUGGCCCAGCCAGAGCCUGGACUUGAACCCGAUAGAACAUCUCUGGAGAGACCUGAAAAUAGGUGUGCAACGAUGCUCCCCAUCUAACCUGACAGAGCUUGAGAGGAUC
Messenger RNA from Oncorhynchus keta (chum salmon), 2889 nucleotides. RefSeq names its product hippocampus abundant transcript 1 protein-like. Lineage: Eukaryota; Metazoa; Chordata; Actinopteri; Salmoniformes; Salmonidae. Gene Ontology annotation, biological process: transmembrane transport. Gene Ontology annotation, molecular function: transmembrane transporter activity; nucleic acid binding. The coding region runs from base 426 to 1217 and encodes 263 amino acids. The record is from RefSeq and is a predicted model, not a curated record. The transcript is spliced from 7 exons.